UUUCGAAUUGAGUUCGGCCUUGUGAAGUAGUCGAUAGAAAACGCUGCUCUCGGACUAAAUAAAAAAGUAUCGUGCGAUUUUGUUUAAUUGGCUGUGGGCGUUCGGGCAAUUUUCCUCAAAUAUUCUCAUAAUUCUCAAAUUUAAAUAUUUUCUAUCAAUUUUAUUCUAGUAGCAAUAAAAUACAGCUCAUAUGUUAUUUAAAUAAACACCCAAUCCCCUCAUCAUCACAUCACAAGUGGUUUCCUACAAAAUUUCUGUGCCAAGUCAAUAAAACAACACAAAUAUAAAAGAAUCGAAAUCAAGUGAAGUUUUUAAAAAUGAAAAAUACAUAAAUGUUGUAAAUACAUGGUGCAAAAGUAAAUAAAUAAAAGCUUGAAUAAUUCGUAGUGUAGUUGAGUGUGAAAUUGUCUUAUUGUUUGUUUUAUUUUUAUCGAAAAAAUUGUUUAAAUUAAGAAGAAAAAAAAAAAAGAAAAAUUUGCAGUGCUCACAGUACAGGCGAUUGAAAUUACAGACCCACAUCGUUCAUUACUUGGAUGGACCAACACACGGAGCACAGAAGCAGAUGCUGUAACCACUUUGAUCUUUGAUGACCACCAUCAUCUCGACAUAAAACAGGAUUUGUGUGUUUCUUGGUUCAUUUUCUGUGGAUUAAAAGCGUUUCUUGUUGGGCAUUCACGCAUGCAAUUUUAAGAUUGCUCAGCAAAACACCCACAAGUUUUGAAGGCAACAAAAAUGUUAAACGAAUAAUAUUUAAAAUAUAAAAAUUCGACACUGCCACUUUGGAAUUCGAAUUAACUUUUGCAUUUGAGGUACACUUAAAUAUCCCUCCAAUCUCCACGAAUAUACCUUAAAAUAAAUUUAGGAGAUUCAAAUAAAUAAAAUCAUUCAUUCCGAAUCUAAAAGAGGAUCAUUUAAUGGAAUCAUGAAUACAAAUAUGAUUAAAUUUAUUUACCUAGUGCUGGCACUAGGUCUAUGCACUGCGAUUUGUAGUGUCAAUGCUGAAGUAUUAGAUUCUGAAGAAACUGAAUUAGAAGGUCCCCAUGUUUGCAAGAAAACUGAAAAUUACAAUGUUGAAGUUACAACAACAGAAAUGCAAUCGUUCCAAGAACGCGUAUCGAUUUGGUGUUGGAAUGUACCACCACGUUGUUCGACAUACCGAUUAAAAACUAAAAAAGUCAACAAAACUCAAAACCUAUCCAAAUCUCGAAUUGUUAAGGAUUGUUGUGAUGGCUACACCUUGAACCCAGAAGGUAACAGUUGCAUACCAGUAUGCAAAACAAAAUGUCAACAUGGUUCAUGUGUUGCCCCCGACAAGUGCAAAUGUGAACAUGGUUUUGGUGGACCCUCAUGUGAUAUAAACUGUCCUCCUGGACGUUGGGGUCAAAACUGCGAAAAUGAAUGUCAGUGCAUGAAUAAAGGCACAUGUGAAGCCUACACCGGUGCAUGUGAGUGUGCCAAGGGUUAUGUGGGUACAAAGUGUGAAGAAUUCUGUCCGGCUGAUCGAUAUGGUGCUAAUUGUUUGGAAGAGUGUCGCUGUGAAAAUGGUGGCAGCUGUCACCAUGUAUCUGGUGAAUGCACAUGUGCACCCGGCUACACUGGACCCUUAUGCCAAGAUCAAUGUCCGGAUGGUAAACAUGGUGAUCAAUGUAAACAAGACUGUCGCUGUCAGAAUGAUGGCAGAUGUGAUCCACACAGUGGGGAGUGCCAAUGUACGCCGGGUUGGAUUGGUUUAGUGUGUGCCAAUCGAUGCCCCAAAGGAACGUACGGUCAAAACUGUGAACUGAAUUGUGAGUGCUUUGGUGAUGCAUCGUGUCAUCAUAUCACCGGCAAGUGUGAAUGUCCACCUGGUUUUAUGGGUGAAAAGUGUUUCGACCAAUGUCCAAGCAAUAAAUUUGGUCUUAAUUGCACUGAAGAUUGCACAUGUAUGAACGAUGCCAUUUGCAACCCAGCAAAUGGGACAUGCAACUGCCAGCCAGGAUGGACUGGCUUAGAUUGCAGCAACCGAACUUGUCCCGAUGACAAAUAUGGCCUUGAUUGCAAUGCCACAUGCGAUUGUGAAAUGGAACACACCGAAAUGUGCCAUCCAUGGACUGGAAAAUGUGAUUGUGCCGUCGGAUGGAGUAGCUAUGAGUGCAACCGUCCAUGUACUUAUCUUAAGUAUGGCAAAAAUUGUGAGUUAGCAUGCGAGUGCAAGAACAACGCCAAGUGCUCACCAAUAAAUGGAACCUGUUUGUGUGCCCCCGGCUACAGAGGGCCUAAAUGUGGAGAGACUUGUGAAGAGGGCAAAUACGGACAGGACUGCUCUCAGACCUGUGAUUGCCAGAACGGAGCCAAAUGCUCCCCCGAAACUGGACAAUGCUUCUGCACUCCUGGCUGGAAGAACAUCAAAUGUGAUCGACCCUGCGAAGAGAAUCACUAUGGAAAAGAUUGCCGUGGAGUGUGUGACUGCAAAAAUAACGCAUCUUGUAAUCCAGAAAAUGGAGCGUGUACUUGUGCGGCGGGUUUCACUGGGAAAAAAUGCGAACACAAAUGUGAUUUCGGAACCUUUGGACAUGGCUGUGAACAGAAGUGUGAUUGUGAUUUUAAUAAUACAAUUGCAUGCGAUGCUGUAGAUGGGCGAUGUAUUUGCAAAUCAGAAUGGGGAGGAGUCCAUUGUGAGACCCAAUGUCCACCUGGUUAUUAUGGCGAAAAUUGUGAACAAGCUUGCAGAUGUAUGAAUAAUUCCUCGUGUGAUGCUGAAACUGGCAAAUGUAUCUGCUCCAAGGGUUGGACUGGCGAUGAUUGUUCGAAGCCAUGUCAAAAGGGUUUCUAUGGAGCUGGAUGCAAGGAAAAAUGUCCUGACAUUAUUCAUGGUAACAAAAGUUGUGAUCAUAUAACUGGAGAAUACGUUUGCCGACCUGGGUAUGUAGGUAUGACUUGUGAGCAUCCUUGUCCCUUAGGUUUAUAUGGACCAGGAUGUAGUUUGAAAUGUAAUUGCAAAUACGGAAGUGAAUGUAAUCACAUAAAUGGACAUUGUCAAUGUUUGCCCGGUUGGACUGGUGCAAAUUGCAAUGAAUCUUGUCCGGAGGGUUUCUAUGGUUUGAAUUGUGCUCAUCGGUGUCAAUGUGCAUUUGCUGAAAAAUGCAGGAAAAACGAUGGAUAUUGCAUUUGCCUGCCAGGUUAUACAGGAACAAGAUGUGAUGAAGUAUGUCCCGAAGGAUUCUAUGGAGAACAUUGCAAACACGUAUGUGACUGUCCCAGUCAAAACUUCCAAUGUCACAUUACACAAGGAUGUGUAUGUCGUCGAGGAUAUAAGGGUGAAAAUUGUGAUAUUCCAGCAGCUGAACAGAGAGUUCAAGAAGUUGUUAUUGAAUCUAGUCGUGCCGGUUUGGCUUGGGGUCUUGUGUUGGCAAUUCUAUUUGUUGGAAUUGUUGUUGCAAUUGUGUUCUAUUAUCGUCGUCGUGUAUCAAAUCUUAAAACUGAAAUUGCCCAUGUUCAAUAUAUAACCGAUCCUCAUGGAACUUAUCCCGAUCGUCAUAAUUUCGAUAAUCCAGUUUAUGGAUUUCAAGGUCCCGAUACAAGAUUGCUUAAUAAUUUACGUCCUAAAAUGAAUAAUUUAGAUCGUAGCAAUUCGGAAUAUGGAGAUGAUUCGAAUGCAAGUAGUAGAGCUGCCACUUACUCGGUCAACUAUAAUAGUGAUAUGUUGCAGAAAAAUCUUAAUGCUGAUCUCACAAAUCCUAAUGUUUAUAAUAGUAUUGAAGAUCCACUCAAAGAGGAGCAUGUUUAUGAUGAGAUUAAACAGAAAGAGGGAUAUAAAGAUCCUGUUAAGGAAUAUCGCAAGAAACUAUUCCCCGACGGAAUUGAUAUUUUUCCUCCCCCAGGAGAGUACGACCACUUGGACUAUUCACGGCCCAGUACUUCAUUCAAACCACAUUAUCAUCGCAUGAACGACAACACCAUUUUAAACAUCAAUAGCGACGAAGAGAAACCAAGUAAUUUGAAGGCUAUAUCAGUUCUUUUGGACAAACCAACAGACACUGAUAGUGAAGGGGCUGGUUGUGAUGAGAGCAUUUGUGAUAAUAUGGAUGUAUCAACUGCAUCGGCAAGUUCAUCAAGUAUUUCUCCAAAAAAGUAAAAACUUAGUGUGAAUUUAUUUCAAAAAAAAAAAACAAAAAACAACGAUUUGUGAAGAAAUGGAAAGAAAGGCAUAUCCGUUUUGAAAAACAAAAUUGAAAAAAAAAAUGAGUGAAAGCAACAUAAUUUUUAUAAAGUAUGUCGUUUAAUUGUAGAUUUUAGUGAAUUGUAUACGCGCUAAGAUGCCGAAUACUAAAGUUGAAUUAUGUAGUGUAUGUUUAAAUAUGUUUUUUUAUUGUAUUUUAAUUAUAUAAUAGGUUAGACGGAAAGAGUAGAGCAAAGAGAGUUAUAAUUUAUUUAUGUUUUAUUUUUAGAAAAGAAAAAGUAAACUAUUGUGCUGUAAAAUUUUAAAUAAUUUAAAGUCACAUUUUAAUUUUUUUUUGUUUUAAACUUAUGUCAGAUGUUGUCAAUUGUGUUUUAAAAUUUUACAUUUUCUUAUAUUAUGUUUAUAAAAUUUGUUUGAUAAAAUGAAACAGAUUUUAAAGUUCUAAAAAAAAACUGCACCUCUUAUUUUUUUAUAUAGAUUUUUAAAAUAAAUAAAUCAUUAAAACAUGUUCUCAGAUUUAUACUCGCGUCCGUAUAUCGGAAAAUAAAUACUUAAUCAAUCACCAAGGGUUUUCAGAUUUAGAAAACUGUUUUAUGCAAUAAUCUGUUAAUUUUCAAUUCAACGUUUAGAAAUCAUAUGUAACUGAAAAUUAUAUUAAAAUUGUCUAUUUAUUCAAAAUCUAAAAACAUAUUCUGUAUUAUGUUUUAUUUUUAGUUAAACAAAAAAUGUAUAGAGCCAAAAUCAUUGCAGUUUCAUCUAAAUGUUAUGUUAAUAGUAAAAAGUAAACAAUUUCCGAUUCAUAAAAAGCUGAAAAUCCCAUCAGGAAGUUGUAGAUUAUUCAAUAGAAAAGAAAUUAUCAACGCUUUUUGUUUUUAUCAAAUAUCUGUUUUAUAUAAUUAUUAAAUAUAUAAUACUUUUGUUCCUUUAAUCAAAUAAGUCAAGUAUCCUACAAAAGGUUAAUUAUAUUUUGAAUUUGUUUAAACAAAACACGAGACAGCCAACAGUUUAAGAAAUAGGCAGUUAGCUUGAUAUUUAAAAUUAAGUUAUGCUUCUUCUAGAUAACCUUUCAUUAAAAAAUGAUUCUUAAUUUCGGCGGCAUUCAAAUGAAAACCAUAUUAAAAUUCAAUAAUAAUUAUAAUUUUUUUUCUGCUGAAUCCGUAGUUUAGAGUAUAUAAUAAAGAGGCCAAAAUUGUGUUUAAAUAAGUGAUUUGCUUUGCUCAAGCUAAAAUGAAUGUAAACUAUAUGACUGAAAGAUUGAUUCUUGUUCAAUUAUAACUUUCCGUUGUUUAUAUAAUAAAAACAAAUUUAAAAAACAAUAUACAUGUAUAAGAACCUA
Molecule: messenger RNA, 5495 nt
Organism: Eupeodes corollae
Lineage: Eukaryota; Metazoa; Arthropoda; Insecta; Diptera; Syrphidae
Gene: drpr
Product: protein draper
Exons: 14
Coding region: 923-4114 (1063 amino acids)
Molecular function (GO): protein binding
Source: RefSeq, a predicted model, not a curated record